UUUUUCGGCCGUUUAUUUUGCGAAGUGAUAAGAAAAAAUGAACGGCCUAAUUGUAUUCAAUAGUUCAAACGACGUGGUUUACCAAAACCUUAACUCGUUGCUUGCCGAAAAGAUCUGCAGCAUUGCAAUAACGCAGGGUUUACUGCCAGAUGGCAGCACAGCCCCCGCAAAUGGGUCCGACAUGGACAGCAAUAUACUAUUGCAAAUAUUUAGCCCCAUUAUAAGCUCGCAGCGCAUUAUGCAUGGUCAGUUUGACAACGCCUACGCUAGCGUGCAGUGCGACAACGGCUUCAAUAUAGUGUUUGGGGAAUUGCUUGGCUUCACAUUCUUAAAGAUUGAUCAAAUUAAGAUUGAGCAGUUGACGCGACAGCUUGGUGUGGCCAUUACACUCACACGCUAUUGUUAUGGUGCGAAUCUAUUUGGUGCGCAGGCUGGUGCCAUGCAGCAGGAGCUACUGACGCAGUGCCUCAACUGCUAUGAGACGCAGCUGUGCCAGGAUGAGCAGGCAUACUUGCUGGAGGCGCUGCCCAAAUUGCUAAUUAACACGGAACUCAAGCGUACUGUGCAUUUAACGCUCGAUGCAACGCUGGAGCAAUUGCGUCAGUCUGGUGGACAACAACGUGCGCAUGCACUGCUGCUCGUCUCCCACAAGCUGGUGGCUCUAAACAGCACUCGUCAGGCGUUGCCGUUGUCCGCUGCUGAUCUACUCUUCCUGGCCAUGCUCACGCGCGCCCUGCAGCUGGAUAAAUCCCAACGUGCUGUUGCUGUUUUUCUGCAGGGCGUUUCUCACGAUCCCAACUCGGGCUGUGUGCCCACCAUUGUGCAUAUAUCACGUCUGCACAGCCACCAGGUUCUGUUGCAGUUAAUCGAGUACGGACACAUGCCGCUGACCAGCAGCAUCUACGAUACGUUCUUUGUGCUGCAAAAGAUUGUCGCGGUGCAGCAGCAAAACGAUUCGGAUGCAUUGAAGCCAGCCUACGAGAAUCUUGAAACAUUUGUUAACCAAACUUUGGCGGCACUCAAACGCUUUUUGAAGCAAAGGCCUGAUGAGGUGGACAUCUGCAUCAAAAAGUUUUCGCUACGUUGGGAUAAUCUGCGCAGGAUGUAUUUGGAGUACUUCAAGAACUACGAACGUGAGCUGCUCGUGCGAAUUGAGUCCAAUCUGCCAGCAUUCGUUGAGGAGCUGAAGCAGCUGUUUACAAUAACGCUCGCCGUUUGCGAUAGUGCUAGCAACCAUCAGUUGGAUCAGCUGGCCGAGACAGCAUCCGUAGUGGAAGCCAAGUUACUUGAAUUUUCGGAAUUUCUAGCUGUCAAGGCAGCACGCAACAUAUCUAUUGACGCAUAUCUUGAGGACUUUCCCGGAUUGGUGCAUUUUAUGUAUUUGAAUCGCAACUCGGGACAAAUGCUGGCGCCUGAUUUGCGCUCCAGCAAUCCUCAGCUCUUGCCAAAAGCAAAUCUCUGGGAGAUGGUGGAGCUAACACGCAAAUAUUUGAAAAAGGGACAAACCACAGUCAUGUGGAAAGAUCGCACAUUCCAUUAUUCGUAUUUUCUCUGGUUUGAAGAUUUGUCGGGAGGCAUUGUGAAGUGUGCGCUCGAUCUGCAGCAGCAUUUCAUAUCCACAGGCUUUGGUUCAGGUAAUGGGCAAAAAAAUGGUGCAGCUGAGCCUGGCGCCUUAGCCAUGGAUUACUAUAGCGAUUUAGCUGAAAUCUGCUUUCCCAAACUGGCUCCAGGAAAGGUACGUGUCUACGAGCUGUAUUGCAUACAUCUGGGUCUGGUUACCGCCACUUGCGCUGUGGAGCAUGCACGUCGACUGGUGGCCACCAUCAGCGAUGUUAUCGGCGAGGAGUCAUUUUAAUCAAUAUAUAUGAAUAUCAAUAUAAAUAUUUAUAGAUGUGUCCGACAUGACAUUCCAA
Drosophila busckii is the source of this 1913-nucleotide messenger RNA. RefSeq names its product Hermansky-Pudlak syndrome 1 protein homolog (gene HPS1). Gene Ontology annotation, molecular function: guanyl-nucleotide exchange factor activity. The record is from RefSeq and is a predicted model, not a curated record. Lineage: Eukaryota; Metazoa; Arthropoda; Insecta; Diptera; Drosophilidae. Gene Ontology annotation, cellular component: BLOC-3 complex. The coding region runs from base 38 to 1855 and encodes 605 amino acids. The transcript has a single exon. Gene Ontology annotation, biological process: vesicle-mediated transport.